This is a messenger RNA of Ascoidea rubescens DSM 1968, 850 nucleotides long. It is a transcript of the gene MRPL8, whose product is annotated as mitochondrial 54S ribosomal protein bL17m. Gene Ontology annotation, biological process: translation. The transcript has 2 exons. The coding region runs from base 43 to 720 and encodes 225 amino acids. NCBI's taxonomy places the organism in Eukaryota, Fungi, Ascomycota, Saccharomycetes, Ascoideales, Ascoideaceae. Gene Ontology annotation, cellular component: ribosome; mitochondrial large ribosomal subunit. The record is from RefSeq and is a predicted model, not a curated record. Gene Ontology annotation, molecular function: structural constituent of ribosome.
UUCGUCUUCCAUAUCCAAUAUUUCCAAUAUUUUCACUGCAAAAUGGGAUUGAUUCGUAGAUCUCUUUCAAGACGUCCUGAACAUCGAAGAGCUUUGUUGAGAAACUUGAUGACUUCAUUGAUAGAAAAUGAGUCCAUCUUCACUACACACACAAAGGCUAAAGAAACUCAGAAAUAUAUGGAAAAAAUAAUCGGUAUUGCAAAACGUGGUAAAUACGACCACAAAAAUGAAAGAAUUGCAAAAACCCUCGUUGGGAGAGAUUUAUUCAAAUUGAAAACAACUAUACCAAAAUUAUUCGAUUGUAUACUCCCUCGCUACAAAGAUAGACAAGGUGGCUACACAAGAAUCUUAAAAAUCGAAAACAGAUUAGGUGACAAUGCUCCACAAUCUAUCAUAGAAUUUGUCGAUGGUAAAAGAGAAAUGAAAUACUGGCUAACUGCAAGAAUCGCUGCGAGAUUUCAAUUACAAAAGACUCCUUACAAUAACAUAACUAAAGAAAAUAUCAAAAAAAUAUUAUCAUUUAAGGGCAAGAAUGCAGAAAAACAAUUCCAAAAAGACGUUGACUUGAUGAAAAAAGAAUUCUAUUCAACUCCUGAAAGUCUUGAGGUUCUUCCAUUUGAAGCAACUCAAAAAAGAAUCCCUUCAAGAAAAAGUCAUAAAAAUAUAGUCUAUGUCACUCGUCCUACUCCUCAAAACUUGGAUGUUAAUAAAGUAGAUUAAAUUUUCAGUUAAUUUCAUAUAAAACCUUUCUAAAAUCUUUUAUUCUUGUAUAUAUUAAAUUGACUUUAAUUCCUUGCCCCAUUACUUUUAUUUGUUGAAAGAAAAGAAAAGAAAAGAAAAGAAAAGAAAA